Molecule: messenger RNA, 1671 nt
Organism: Linum trigynum
Lineage: Eukaryota; Viridiplantae; Streptophyta; Magnoliopsida; Malpighiales; Linaceae
Source: the annotation of a GenBank genome assembly
UACGUUUCUUAGUAAACUCCGCCCAUCUCUCUCUUUCCCAACCACAUCUCUCUUUCCCAACCACGUCUUUUCCCCCACCACCCUACAUUUAUGCUCAACUCCACCUUCCCACCUUCCUUCUCUCCAUUCUUUUCCCAAAUUGACACCACUCCUUUAAUUAACUCUCUAUUAUUAUCAUCAUCAUUUUCCACCCUGCCAUGAAUGCCUCACCCGCGGCCGCCGCAGCUGCUGCCAUUACAACAACAGCAACCACCCCCGUCACUCUGCCGUUGAAGCGCAAGAAGGCCAGUCACCACACCAACGACGGUCAGUACCCAAUGGGCGCGACUCCGGCAGCGGCGGCAUUCAUGACGUGGAGGGUGGCGGACGCGAAGAAUGUGGUAAGGCAUCACUGGCUGCCGGUGAUUCUGGGCGGCGCCCUGUUGUUCUUCAUGUGGGUGGAGUACACCCUCAGCAUGGUCCCCACGUCGUCGCCGCCGUUUGACUUGGGGUUCGUGGCGACGCGUCGUCUCCACCGCCUGCUUUCCUCGUCGCCGGAGCUCAACAACUUGCUCGCCGCUCUUAAUACGGUAUUCGUGGGAAUGCAAGCGAGCUACAUAUUCUGGACGUUUCUGGUGGAAGGAAGGGCGAGACCCACCAUCGCUGCGCUCUUCAUGUUCACUUGUCGCGGCAUUCUUGGCUACACCACUCAGCUCCCUCUCCCCGAGGGAUACUUGGGGUCAGGGGUGGACUUCCCCGUAGGGAACGUGUCCUUCUUCCUCUUCUAUUCGGGGCACGUGGCCGGAUCGGUGAUCGCGUCGCAAGACAUGAGGAGAAUGCAGAGGCUCGGGCUAGCGUGGGCGUACGACAUUCUCAACGUGUUGCAAGUGGUCCGGCUCCUGGGGUCGAGGGGUCACUACACCAUCGAUCUGGCAGCCGGUUAUGCCGCGGGUCUGCUGUUCGACUCGCUGGCUGGACGAUACGAGGAGACCAUGAUCACCGCCGCCGCCAAGAAGACUUCGAAACAGCACAAUGGCGUUCCUCCUCCUCCUGUUGUUGUUGUUGGUAUGGGUAAUUCUUCUUCUUCUGCUAGGAAGUUGCGGAAGAAGUAGUCGUGAUGGUGAAUUUUGGUUGUAGAUUUGGGAUGGACGCAAGUGUCUUUGUGGACGUAUGUAUGUAUGUUGCAAGAGCCGUAGAGGUUGUAGCUGUAGCUGGAGCUUGAGUCUUGAGUAUAGCAUGAACAAGAAAGUAACUUUCCGUGCUUUUGAUUCUUCUGCUCCAUUUUUUUUUCUUUUCCUGCUUUAUUUUGAGAACAUGGGUCUUAUUUAGUAGUUCGGCUGCCGUGGCUAGGGGAUUUUCGUUUCUAUCCCCCGAGCAUCCAAAAUCUUCCCUCUGUGCUAACGAGUUCGUCUCUAUGUCUUCCUAUGAAUUGGGCUUGCAAUACAGUUGUGGGCCUUCUAUUGGGCCCUCCGGUGGUUUUGCAUUGAUCUUAGUCACGCUUAUAGGGGUGGUUUGGUACUCAAAUUCAUUCCAUUUAAGAAAAAUCCAUCGUUAUUGCAAUUCAUUUAGGGAUCAAAUUUAUGGGCCCCACGAAUUUUAAGUGUACAAAUUCGUGGAUUCGGAUUCGACGGACUUGUAAAUCUCACAUAUUAAUGUGAAAUUUGUAACAUGUAAUAAAUUCAUGAUAAUAUU